Messenger RNA from Eutrema salsugineum, 775 nucleotides. RefSeq lists its product as uncharacterized. Bases 165 to 599 code for a protein of 144 amino acids. The record is from RefSeq and is a predicted model, not a curated record. The transcript has 3 exons. Lineage: Eukaryota; Viridiplantae; Streptophyta; Magnoliopsida; Brassicales; Brassicaceae.
AAUAAAACUUUUGAUAAAACUAAAAGAUUCAGUCAAUCAUCGGAUUUAUAAGUUUUGUUUUGCCAUAAUUUUAUUUAAGUUCUUGGGACCUAUAAACCAAAAUUUUUGUCCCAAACAAGAAGAGAUCAAAGUUUCUUCUGAAGAAAAAGAAACACAUAGAGGCUAUGGCAUAUUCAACUAAACUUUGUCUUCCUCUUCAAACACCAUGUUUUGUUCCAAAGACAGUAAGACUAAGAUCAAAGACUUUGAUGCUUCAACAGAGUCAAAUUCAAGUUAAAGUCAAGCAAGUCACAGAUUCACAGCCUCAGCCAAUCCGAUACUCCACCAAGAACACUCUAUUUGAAGAUCCGACACAAGGGAUCAUAUGUUACACCGAUGAUAAUGGAGAGGUGAUAUGUGAAGGGUACGAUGAAGGUCCUCGUUGUCCCCCAGAGAGUCCAAUGGUAGCUUCUUACUCAAGAGAGGUGGAGAUUCUUGAUCUUCUGCAAAGAAGUUAUCUCGAUUUGAGAGAUGCAGAGAAGGGUGAUAGUCAAAGACGAGGAAUUGCUUCAAAACAUGCGAUAAUGAUGAUCAAAUGGAGCAGCUUUGACUUCCUCUAAACCUCUCUUUAUUUUAUUUUUUCUUUUCAAAAUCAAAAUCUGUUCUCUCUUCAUAAAGGCCUCUUGAAUAAGAAUGUACAGAAAAAAAAAAGGCUGUAAAAGAAGCAGCGAUUUGCUUCUUUCUUGUUUCACUUUUGUAAGAACACAAACAUGAAUAUAUGUCCCAGAUUCUGAUU